AAUCAAUCACUCUCCCCCUCCAUGUUAGGUAUCUUACCUACCCUACCUACCUAUAUUUUCUAAUCAGGACGCAGUGCCUACCCUUUGACUUAGCCUACAUUGGCCUGGUCUAUAACUGCCCAGAUAUCAUUCAUAUUUUCAUUAUGUCUACUUUCACCACCAGAAAAAGUUCUGAAUUCAAGAGCUAUCCAUUUCUGACCGCUGAAGAGUUUGGCGAAGUCUGCCAUCAUUUGGACAGGAAAUACUGCCAAGCAUUUCUUGGCCCUGUGAGGCAACAAUGGAGAUUGAACGUCCUGACUGCACUGGACACCUCAUUUGCAUUUGGUGAAGAUUACAAGACUUAUUUACAGAUAGUGCGCCCAUUGACACGGGAGCUUGAGCUUGACGAUGGUGGACUGUCCGAUCAGCUGGGUGGCUUCUCCUUGGAAAACCAACAGGCCGAGAACUGGCUUGCAGGUGACCAGGGAAUGAUCGACCUCGAGGACGCGGACGAGUAUGCCGUAAUUAGACAGUCGCGGGCCGCCGAGCCACCUAGCGUGACGUACGAAAUCCAUCUGCAUCCAACCUACCGCGCGCCUUGUCUGUGGUUUAGCCUGAGCGGGCUGCCCGCGGAUGAACCGAUGAUGGAUGUUGAGACAGUCUUUCGGCGCUUGGUGCCAGACGAGUUCAAGGCGCGGCUCCGAAACCAAGGUCCAAUCGCAGCCAUCUCAACAGAUCACCAUCCCAUCACAGGUGUCCCAACCUUCUUCAUCCAUCCAUGUCUUCUCGGUGAGGCCAUGUCGAAUUUCGACUGCUCCAAAGAAGACUACCUGAUGGUAUGGCUGGGCCUGGUGGGCGGGUGCGUUGGACUCUGGGUUCCAAGGGAGAUGGCCUCUCUCUAAGGUGACCGGACCGGGUCGAAUGUUCGAAGCUCCACUUUCCUAGGCCGAGGAGGGGUAUCGUGGGUAUAUGACGCUGCUCAUCACGUCGUGAUCCCCGGCACGGAAAGGGGCUUCGUUGACUGCGUUCCUUUACUAUGGCGCAGAGAAGCCCGCCUCCACUGGGGGGAGCUGGGUGCUCAGUCAUCGUCGCUAUCUUCCUCCAUGGCAACAUCGCUGUCCUCCUCCUCCUCCUCCUCGUCCCUACCCCGCUUCUGGCCCCUGCCGCCGUCGGGCGCGUCGGCAUCUUUCAUAACGGUGUCGGCGCUCGAGACCGGCUUCGAGGGAAGACCUGCGGCCCCUGAAGACGUGGAUGUCGCUCCGGGUACGGGGGCGUUGAAGAUGCUGUGCUGCAGCUCGGUGACCUCGACGUUGGUCGCGGCCGCCGGGUUCACCAGCUUGAAGGUGCCGUCCAGCUUUGCGAUGGUGUUUGACUUGGUUUUGGCAUACUCGAUUUUCUGAGGUGGAACAACGCGCCGUUAUUAGAGACCCAUACAUACAGUAAUGGUAAUACCUGAGAAGACUUACUAGCUUAGAGCCGAAAAAGUCAAAGCCGUCCAGAGACCGCAUCGCUUGCGUCGAUGCGUGAAUGUCCCGAAACACAAUAUGCGCUUGACCACGCAUCUUCAUCGUUUUGAGUACCACGACAUCAAGUAGAGGGCCAUAGGUUGAAAACAACAUAUACAAUGCCG
Pyricularia oryzae 70-15 is the source of this 1609-nucleotide messenger RNA. RefSeq lists its product as uncharacterized. Bases 144 to 881 code for a protein of 245 amino acids. Gene Ontology annotation, molecular function: Atg12 transferase activity. Gene Ontology annotation, cellular component: intracellular anatomical structure. The transcript has 3 exons. The record is from RefSeq and is a predicted model, not a curated record. NCBI's taxonomy places the organism in Eukaryota, Fungi, Ascomycota, Sordariomycetes, Magnaporthales, Pyriculariaceae. Gene Ontology annotation, biological process: macroautophagy; protein modification by small protein conjugation; protein lipidation.